AUGUCGCCUGCCUCUGCAAGUAGCAGUGGUGCUAAAAAACCAGUAAAAACAACAACUACAACAAAAACUACUACCACAACAACUGCGUCGAGGGGUAACACAUUGAAAAAGGGCAAAAAGAAAAUAGCAGCAGCACCAUUGAAAUCAAAAAUUGAAGCAAAGAAAGUUGUUAAUCCAUUAUUUGAAAAACGUCCAAAAAAUUUCGGUAUUGGUCAAGAUAUUCAACCGAAAAGAGACUUAACUCGAUUUGUUAAAUGGCCAUUAUAUAUUCGUGUUCAACGCAAACGUAGUAUAUUAUUAAAGCGUUUGAAAGUUCCACCACCCAUUAAUCAAUUUACACAAGCAUUAGAUAAACAAACAGCAACACAAUUAUUUAAAUUAUUAGAUAAAUAUCGUCCCGAAUCACGUAUUGAAAAACGUCGGCGUUUAAAACAACGUGCUGAAACACAAGUUAAAAGUGGUAAGCCGGAUCGUCCAACAAAACGUCCACCUGUGCUUCGUAGUGGUAUGAAUACGGUAACGACAUUAGUUGAAAAGAAAAGGGCACAAUUAGUUAUAAUUGCGCAUGAUGUUGAACCAGUUGAGUUAGUUUUACACUUACCAGCGCUAUGCCGAAAAAUGGGCAUACCCUAUUGUAUUGUUAAAGGAAAAGCACGUCUUGGAAAAUUAGUCCAUUUAAAAACGUGUUCAUCACUAGCAUUAACCGAUGUUAACAUAGACGAUAAGAGUGGAUUGAGCAAAAUCGUUGAAGCAAUUAAAACAAAUUUCAAUGAAAGAUACGAUGAAUUAAGACGUCAUUGGGGUGGUGGUGUAUUGGGUUCAAAAUCGCAAGCAAGAAUCAAUAAAUUGGAAAAAAUUAAACAAAAAGAAGCACAUCAACGUAACGCUUAG
Molecule: messenger RNA, 891 nt
Organism: Didymodactylos carnosus
Lineage: Eukaryota; Metazoa; Rotifera; Eurotatoria; Philodinida; Philodinidae
Source: the annotation of a GenBank genome assembly